CUGCAGAACAACGGACAUUAAAGACGAUCGAAGGGGGAACCAGGACUUGAAACAAGGAAACUGCGUGGUGCCGCCGGCCUGGUAUCUGUACUCCGUCGAAACAAGGGGGACAAGCACACUCCUCUUUCUUUCUUCCUUGUUCAGAGUGCCGCCUGGCGUCAGAUGGAGAGCUAGCACCACAUAUCGACCUCCCGUUUCUUUGUUGGAUGCUCCUCUCCCCUUCUCUUGUCCGAGUCCCAUCAUUGUCCGAGUCGUUGUCCGGUCGUAGUGGCAUCCAUGGAGACCGUAAUUCAGGAUUGCGAGCCUCUUGCCAAUUAUCUCAAGGAUCAAGGCGAAGAAACACGCAACAAUGACUGGCCAACACCGCCAGCCUCCGAGUCCGACCACAAUGGCCAGUUCCACGAUGCCCACGAUGACCGCCUCUCCGAACACAGCAUCUCACCCCCCUCCUCUCCCAACUUCGCUCCCGUAGGCCGCCCCAUGGUCCGCAAGCGGUUCCGAAAGAACGCCCCCGAGCCAAUACAACUCGAGAUCCCACACCGCAUGAAGCGAUACAGCUCGCUUGGCUCGCUACAUGACUCCUAUUCUAAGGCCGUAACAGCAAGGAUAGACCGCGCCGACAACCAGAAAUUUAUCGAGCAGUUCCGGUACACGAUCGUCGCUUCGCAGUUGUUGAGUGGGCACUCGGUUGCUGGACUUAAUCACUUUUACCGAAAUCAGGACGCCGAUGCUUCGAAAAAGCAAAAUAACGAUGUCGUACUACCGAACUCGACGGGGCUGAUCGCAACGGCUGCGGGAGCGUUGGUGGUGGCAUUGGGGAUAAGGUGGUUAUGCUUGGGAGGAUACGCCCGUCUGACCAAAAAGGGGGUGCUGGUUGCCGUUGUGGUUGCCGUUGCGGUGGGAUUGGUGGCGCACUUUUAUAUCCGGAAGCAGUGGCUGAGAUAUGUGCGGAACAAGGCGUUGGCGGAGGUUGCUACUUUUGUGGCGAAGAGUCAGGAUUGGGAUAGUGCUACGAGUGCGGCACUGUCGUUGAUUCAGGAGGUUGAGUUGGUGUCGAGGGGGUAUAGGCUGAGCGCACCACUGCCGCCUAUCAGCAGAAUCGAAGACCGAAGCCAAACGAGACGAUGCGGACGCCUGCGCAAGGCUCUUAAGCAGCGGUUUGCCGAUAUGAUCAAGAGUUACAUCCAAGUGACGACAGCGGUGAAGGGACUCUCGGAACAGCUGGAUCUGGAAAAGUACUACGACGUUUACGACAUUACCGACUUUGACGUUUCCGAUGCGAUGCAAGGGUUUCCGGAGGUCGCGACGGAGGAGGCGGAGUCGUUACGGGUGCUCAAGAUUGCGGCUGCUCGGUUCCAUACCAUCCGCAAGCUGCUUCUCUGUGCUUUGCUUGCGUUCGAGGCUACGGGAGAUAACAGCGACUUUGUGCGGUGGUCGACGGCGGCUCAGUGUCUCAGCCAGCUGAGCAGUCUGACUGGUGAUUGCUACGAGAGGCUUCGUCUCAUCUUGAGCGAUGAAGAGAGCUUCCCCGCCAUCCCCGAAACCAAGUUUCCUCUUUCCCCCAACCGCGAGAAACGCCGAACGCAAUUCCGCAAGCUCAACUCUCUAUCGACGGGCAUCCGCGGUCUCCAAGCCAAGCUGGCACUGUUGCGUGAAGAAUCCGAGAAAGCACUCAACGAAGCCGACGAUAUCUCUGAAGUUGGUUUCGACCUCAUGUCGCAAUACGAGUCCAUCGGCCAAGACCUCAAGAUGCUGCAGCAAGCUUGGGAGGACGGCAAGGCUGCCCUAGCAUCCGGAAUCGACCGCAACGAGAAACGUAUUUCGUCCAUGAGCAUGCUGUACUCGCCUGCUACCUCUCUGAGCGGGUUAACCACUGUCGGCGAAGAGAACGAAACCGGUGGCGGAGCGGAGGAUGCGCUGAAAGCGCUAACCGGGGAGACUUCUCCCACACGAAACUCUUCGCCAAGUCCCAACGAGCCGGAUGUGUUUGAGGCGGUUGCGCUAUCGGCUCGGCCAAGAAGUAUGCUGACCAGGGAAGAGAGGUUGGUGAAAAUGAAGGAGGAGAGAGAGACGAGAGCAAUGCAGAGGGAGAAGGCGGAAGCGAGUAGGGGCAUGUUGAAGGAGUUGGAGAUGGUGAUUAAUCUGAGGCCGAAGAGACAUACAACCAUGGGGCCAGGCGGGGGAAACGGAAGGAGUGCGGCGCCGACGAGGAUCUCUUUAUGACGACAGACAAACUCUGCGGCAUUCUCUCUUUUUUUCUUCGGGGUUUCUUUCUUUGACCAUUAUAAUCUUGCAUGGCAUGGCACUGCGCGCAGACAAAAGAGAGGGGCGAACAACAACGAGAAGGCCAACUUGCCAAGUGUUCUUCAACAGCAACAACAACAACAACAACAACAACCACAACCUUGGGCAGAAAGGCGUUUUGACGGAUACACAGACCAUGGGAAUAUUUGAAAGUUGGGGCAGGCAAGCGAGCAAUGUGGGAUACAGAAUCUAACGGCGUUUAUACACUAUACAGACGAUCUUGGGCGGGCAUUCUGUAACAAAUUCUUUUUUUUGAAUUGGGGGAGGGUGUAAGAUAGGUGAAUAAUGUAAUAAUCAAAAUAUCUUGGAGAAUGGAGGCAGAACAGAGUUCGAGCAGAAAUGAGGGAGUCAAAUAGUUGAAGUCAUAUCAUCGGAACUGAGCAGCAUACCUUCG
Molecule: messenger RNA, 2698 nt
Organism: Neurospora hispaniola
Lineage: Eukaryota; Fungi; Ascomycota; Sordariomycetes; Sordariales; Sordariaceae
Product: Mysoin-binding motif of peroxisomes-domain-containing protein
Exons: 5
Coding region: 277-2223 (648 amino acids)
Biological process (GO): cell-cell adhesion
Cellular component (GO): plasma membrane
Molecular function (GO): myosin binding
Source: RefSeq, a predicted model, not a curated record